This is a messenger RNA of Ceraceosorus bombacis, 2562 nucleotides long. The record is from the annotation of a GenBank genome assembly. Lineage: Eukaryota; Fungi; Basidiomycota; Exobasidiomycetes; Ceraceosorales; Ceraceosoraceae.
AUGGAAGAAGAAGAUGCAGAUGCAGUGCCUUUGCUCAGCGUCCGCAGCGAAGGACAAUUCGCAUUGGAUGAGGAUACGCAGCCCAUGAGAGGAGAUGAGGAUGCGUACGAUUCGGACGAAGCGGAGGAGCAGGAGCAGGGCAACAAGUAUCCGCCUCGCUCUGCACCUCCUACGUACGAACAGGCACUGGGAAUGCUGGGAGAAAGCUCAGCAUUCGCAAGUGUAGGUGCUGGCGGAGGAGGAGGAGGAAUGGACAACACUGAUAACAAUGGACGAUGGAGGAAUUCCACCUCUCAAAGGUUCAGAAAUUGCAUAUCCGAUCUCGACCUGCGUCCUCCCACCUACCUUUUGCAGCCUGUACUGCAAGGAAGCAGAGCUGCAGCGCUCAAGCUGUACUCUUUCAUAUGCAGACUCUGGCCCAGCAGCAGGCUGGGACAAGCAGGAUUAGCGCUUGCUGGAAUGUGGAUACUCGUAGUCUUUUCUGGACCGGUGUUUGAGGUCAGGGAUUGGGAUCAGUCCAGAGGUGAUAGGGAUCGACAUCGAGCAGAGUGGUGGAAAGGCGUUGGAGAUGUGAGAGUGGCAGAUGUGAGUCAUGACUUUGUUUGUCACUUUUUUCUCCCUGGGUGUUGCUAGCAAGAGUGCCUCACAGCGAGCACAUUGAGCAUGCUGAGCCUCCUUUUCGUUUAACUAUUUGCACACCCUUUUUCCUUUUUGCAACCAGGAUCUCAAACAAGCGCCAACAGCUCCAGGUCCCAUCUCGGGCGACGGUCAUAUAGUCUUGCCAGCGGAAUGGUCCGAGCCUCAUUGCGCACUAUUCACCUAUCGUGGAUAUCCGCCCUACUGUCGAACCAGCGCAUCUUUCAACCUGAGCAUACCCGAUUCCUUUGCAGGCACAGCAUCCAACUUUGUCUAUGCCGAUCCACUGCGAUUGUCGGGCAUGAGCGAUGGGAGAGGCAGGGUGCCGGGAAGGAUCUUGGUUAGGAGAGCGAGGGACGCAAGGGAGGAGAUCAGGCAUGAGGAUGGUACACCUUUGAUUGGGGUUCGUGUGGAAGCUAGGUAUGAGAGAGGAAGUCCAGGUUUGCUCAGAGGCGUGUCUGUGGGUAAAAUGUUGGCGGGCGUUUGGGGUCAAGGAGUAGGCAUCUAUGUGAGUUGUGCAAUGCGACUUUAUGCGCAUACGAGGGCUGAGGCGUGGGCAAGAUUUGUCUCCUUUAACCUUAUGCCUACUCUUCUUCACUUUUCUCUUUUGCUUUCUUCAAACUUGCACGUCGCAGUCACUCCCCUUGACACAUCAAUUGCGCAACAAAUUCCCGCCGCCCCUCUCGUUUGAGAUUCGCGUAACCCUUCCGAGUGGUCCGAGCGCCUUGCCGGCCCUCAAGCUGGAAGCUGCAGCGAUGGAUAUCGAUUUCAUGCACCUGGACGAGCUGGAGUACGAUGCCAAUUCCCGCGCAGAGUCUGCAUCUACGGGAAGCGAGUCGGAUAAACCAGCGCAAGAAGAGUGGUUCAAGGCGGUGGAUACAGAAGGAAUUUAUUACGGCAGAUUGCAGCUCUCUUCGGGAGAUGGGAGUGUGCGCAUCGGGAGCGGCGGAGCGCUCGCAAUCUCUCAUGUACAUGCACGAGCUACGUCGGGCAACAUUGCAGUCGAGGGACCUCUCAUCGCACCGGCUGUAGAGCUGCACUCGGACAACGGCAUCGUUCGACUGGGCAGGAAAGCCGGUUGGAGUGCUUCUUCGUCGACGCGCCCUAGAAGGAGGAGAAGAGGAGAAAAGGCAAAGGAAGAAUCUGCCUCUAUAAAGGUUUGGAAAUCGGCAGUGUUGGACACUUGGAAUGGAGCGGUAGUGCUGGAAAAGGGAUCGGCGGUGCAGGGACCGCAACUUAGAGGUACUUCGCGCAAUGGACGCAUAGAGGGAGAAGGUGUUUGGGCCACUGUGAGUUCGGCGAGGGCAAGGGGCGGGAAAGAAGGGCAUUUCUUUAAGAUAGCCACCUUUUCUUCUGGGGGGGACUCAUCAUUCUGCUUCUUACUUUUGUCUUAAUCGUUGGCAGAAUGGUACGCUGUUACUUCGCUCGACGACUGGCAACAUCGAUAGUCGAGUAUCGGUACUGGAUCCUUUAGCGCCCCGCACCUCCUCCUCCUCCUCCUCAUCAGCCAUCGGAUCAAGAUCAAUCGACGUACGAGCCGACUCUUUAUCCGGCAGCGUGCAUCUCAAGUACAUUUUCCACGCACCCAGCAUCAUCCUGCACAGCAUCGUCUCGUGCAAAUCCAACAAUGUCUCUACCACGCUCCAUCGAAACUUUUUUGGCGAUUGGAACGUGAGGGCAAAGAGGUUUGGAGUGAGGGUAAAGAGACCGCCGAACGAUGGCGUUAGGGGAGAUUGGAUCAGCCAGGGAAGAAAAGUUGGACAGAUGGAAGAGAGCGAAAAGGGAAGUUUGAAUAGAGCUCCUUUGUUGGGACAAGGCAAGGAACAGCAGCAGCAGCAGCAGCAGCAGCAGCAGCUAUCAGGAGGCGAAGUUGGAUCCGCUGAAGUUAGCAGUGCGCUCGGAGAGGCUUCCAUCGAAUUUGCAUAG